This is a messenger RNA of Ambispora gerdemannii, 447 nucleotides long. The record is from the annotation of a GenBank genome assembly. NCBI's taxonomy places the organism in Eukaryota, Fungi, Glomeromycota, Glomeromycetes, Archaeosporales, Ambisporaceae.
AUGAAUUCACAAGAUCCAGAAAUGAACACAAGCAAUACAAGUCUUAAUAAUAUGUUAUUUUUUGACAAUUUCGACUAUGUUCCAGAUGAUUAUGAUGUGGAAGAUAUUGAAAGUAUGGACAUGACUACUAAAACACGCACUUUGACAGAAGCAGAUGAAGACGAGGAUAUACUUCUUUUAAAGGAUAUUGAUAUUGAUACUGAAACAAAUAGUAAUGAGACGCUAGCAUUCGAACCAGAAUCAAUUAUAUUUGGAUCAAAUAAUGAAAAUGAAUAUUUUAUUGAGAAUAUAGAAGAAAAUGCUAAUCAAAUAUUAUCAGUUUGUCCAAUUCUGGAUUUAAUUGAUGGUCAUAUUCAAUGCUGUUCAAAUUAUUCACAAAAACAGAGACCACUUUCUCAACUUGUUGAAGCUUGGGAAAUUGAUACAAAGAUUUUUCAACAGGCCCAA